AUGGCAUCUACAGCUCGUCACAUCACACAGCUUUCGCGACGCUGCACAGCGGGCAUCCCCCGUCUAUAUCACGCCUCUGCUGCUCUUCGGCUCCCCUACAAGGACUCCCAAGAUCGCGAAUCCCUCAAGCCGAGAUCCAACAAUGGCACAAGGUCGGCUCGAGACGACGAUGUCUCGGACCAGAAGGACGCCGCGUUCAACCCUCGCAAGACGGAUCCGGAGUCGGAACUUGAGGCGGCUGGCCGAGGCAACGAAACGAACCCGCUGAGUGCGAGCGGUGCGAACCAGGAAUUCAACAAGCCCAUGGGAGAAGGAAAGUCUGCGCAUGAUACGGGUCCUGGCAAGGAGACCAGGAAAGGAGGGAGGAGUGGUGGAGGAAGUGCGCCGAAGAAGGGGAAGCCGCCGAAAGGUGAUCUGUAG
Molecule: messenger RNA, 420 nt
Organism: Trichoderma asperellum CBS 433.97
Lineage: Eukaryota; Fungi; Ascomycota; Sordariomycetes; Hypocreales; Hypocreaceae
Source: RefSeq, a predicted model, not a curated record